AUGAGCAAAAACGAGGAAAAAGAGACAAAAAGAGGCAAGAAUGGCAAGAAAAACGGGAAGAAAGAGGCAAAAUCGGAAAAAAUGAGCAAGGAAACCGAGGAAAAAAUGGGCGAAAUUGAAGAAAAUCUGGAGAAGAUUCUGGAAAAAAUAGAAAUCGAGGAGAAGAAGACUCCUGAGCAACUCGAGGCCGCCCGUAUCGUAAAAGAGGCUAAAUUGGCGGCAAAAAAGGCUGAGGAGUACAAAAAGCUGGAUGAGCAAAUCGAGGAGCAUGUGAAAAUUUUCCAGGACCCGAAUGUCGAUUUUCAUGGCAAAAUGCAGCAGUUGAUUGAUAUUCCGGCGAAUAUUAAGCACGCUCUACUCGACAAAAAACGCUCAGAACGCCUAUUCUCAUCGAUCCCACUGGAGAUGUUCGAAACAGCUUUUGAUCCGGCUAAUGAGCGAUAUGCAACUUCCCGCCCAGUGCUAAUCCACGUCAUCAGCUUCAUCGUCCAAUGCACAGCGCCAGAAGUCCAUAAGAAAUUCAAGCCAGUCAUGGCGAACAUUGUGGCAUCAGUGGCGCCAAGGGACAACAAAGCGGAGAUGAAUACCGUAGUCUACAAUGAUAUGACGACGAUUGUUUGUACUUGGGCUGAUGAGAGAGGCGACGGAAAGUGCAUCUACGACCUGCUCCGACACCUGACCACACAUUUUAACGCUCAAAAAAUGAAUUUAGAGGUGGGACAGUUCUUGCUGUGUGUCAGAAUGCUCAUUCAGAAGGUCUACAUGAUUGCGCCUAUUGAGAGACCUGAGAGUUUCGACAAUCGUAUGUGGACCAUCGGAAUUCUGUCGAUCGUUCGACGUCUUCUACAAGAACGACCCGAGAAAUUCACGAAGGACCUCCGACAGCUUCUUUGGGAUGUGAUUUCGUCGAUGACACGUGUCGCCGGCAUCGGAUGGUUCAAUAUUGAUAAAUCGUUUGCGAAACUGGUGAUCCAGUUGAACCAUACGGAAAUGCAAUUGGCACUGAUCGAUGCUCACAAUCCCGAUAUCUUGCAGUUCAAUCGGAAUUUGAGGAUUCUGGAGAUGUACACGACGGCAAUCUGCGAAGGCGAUCUGUACGGCGACUCGGAGCAAUCAAUCAUUCCGCAUACUGUUGGCGAAUCGACGCGUUACAUUCUGAACUUCUGGACCGAGUGCUUCCUGCAAAAAAUCGAACUGCCCACCCAACUGGCCCUAUCGAUUUUCCACUUCGCCGUCUAUAUUUUCGUGCACGAGGAGCUCAAAAUCACAGAUGAUAAAGUUCGGAAGAACUUUGGAAAUUGCGCUCUAUCGACGGCUUUUACGAUUUUGGAACAGGCGACCGAGGCGGAUUUGAAGGGAGAGAUUGGGCAGUUGUUUAGUGACAUGCUGGAGCGCCUCGCGGAGUUUGAGAACCUCAACGACCAGGUUCCUAUAUUCCUGAUGCGAUUUUUGGAUAAAAUCCGAAUGGCCGAUGAUUACGAGACGUGGAAGGGGAAGGUGAUUGAUGUCGAAUGCUGCCUAAUGGACCUGCGUGGGCGUAUCGAUUGGUACAGUAAGAAGACGCUGAAGGAGGCCGACGGCUACCUGAGACGAUUCACCGAGCCCGAGAAGCACGAGCUCAACCAUCAUGUAUUCAAGAUAUUCAACGAGUUGCCACGUGUCAACUGA
Molecule: messenger RNA, 1668 nt
Organism: Caenorhabditis briggsae
Lineage: Eukaryota; Metazoa; Nematoda; Chromadorea; Rhabditida; Rhabditidae
Exons: 12
Coding region: 1-1668 (555 amino acids)
Source: RefSeq, a predicted model, not a curated record